Molecule: messenger RNA, 1286 nt
Organism: Cynara cardunculus var. scolymus (artichoke)
Lineage: Eukaryota; Viridiplantae; Streptophyta; Magnoliopsida; Asterales; Asteraceae
Product: SHUGOSHIN 1-like
Exons: 10
Coding region: 95-1030 (311 amino acids)
Biological process (GO): maintenance of meiotic sister chromatid cohesion; meiotic sister chromatid segregation
Cellular component (GO): chromosome, centromeric region; nucleus
Source: RefSeq, a predicted model, not a curated record
GUGUGUGUGUGUGUGAGAGAGAGAGAGAGAGAGAGAGAGAGAGAGGGCACUGAAUCCUCCUGAGCCCUGAAGUUUGAUGCUAUAGAUUAGGGUUAUGGAAGGUGUAUUCCUCCUUGAUUCCAACAGCGACGUCGUCUUUCAAGUAGAAAAAAUGGCAACAGAAUCUACUGGAAAUUCUGGGAGGAAAAAGCUUGCGGACAUUAGUAACAUGCCGCGGAAACCUAGUACUUUGAGCCAAGAUAACAAGCCCCGGCCAAAUUCCGCAACCGUGAAAGAGUAUAUAGAGCAGCUCCAAAAGGAAAAUGCAGCACUCAUGAAGCUCGUAGCAGAUAAAAAUAGAAUUAUUGAACUCAGUGGAGCUGAGUUACACAAACUGAGGAUUACUUUGCAGAAGAUGCAACAGCAGAAUUUGCAGCUUGCCCAGUCAAAUAGUCAGAUGCUAGCGGAACUAAAUUCUGGCAAGGAUAGGCUGAAAGACCUGCAACAUCAGCUUGGAUGCAAAAACGGUUUGCUUAUAGCAAAAAAAAUGGAGUUAGAGGGAAAAUGGAAAACCAAAACAUGUCAAACGAAUGAUCCUAAGAGAAUGAAUGUAUCUGAGCAUGAGGAACCAGGAGUCUGUAUAGUAGCAGAACGAGAUAAAGACAAACAAUGUAAUGCUGGCGGAAGGCAGAAAUCCAAAAGUUUAGGCCCUUCUGUUAGGAAGGAUCAGGAUAAGGGUGUGGGUGACAAUGGAAGGAUCCGAGCUAGAAGGCAAUCUGCUAGGUUUAAGCAUGAUGAACCAAAAUCGACAAAAGACUUGUUCCAUACAGAUAAUGUGGAUCUUCCACCAUGUCCGUUACUUGAUGAUACUAUGCAAGAGGAUGAUUCACAUUUGGUGAAGGUUUCAGUCAAGAAAGAAGAUGUAGAAGGUGAUUCUGUAAGUCUAGAACGUAGAAGAUCGUCUAUUUCAAGACCAUCACGUGAAGCUGCUAAGAAGGUUCAGUCUUACAAAGAAAUGAAUGUUAAAGUGAAACUGCGGAGAACUGAGUGAGUGUUUUUCCAACUUCUUCUUGUUAGGAAUUCUGAAGAGUUGAAUUUGGUUUUGAAAUGGGUGUGAAAGCUGCUCGGAAACUUCCCCUCCAAUUGUUAUCUGUACACACACACACACACUCACUGUUGACCUGCAACAAUUUGGUUUAAAUUCCAUCUUGGGUGUAGGAUGUAUUGGACAUAUGAUAGAGAAGUAGGUUUGUAUUCAAUUGAAGUGGGUAUAUUUGUUUGUAAGUUGUAUGUUGAGCAUUCACAUA